Selaginella moellendorffii is the source of this 2381-nucleotide messenger RNA. Its product is annotated as pentatricopeptide repeat-containing protein At1g76280-like. Gene Ontology annotation, molecular function: protein binding. The record is from RefSeq and is a predicted model, not a curated record. The transcript has 12 exons. Lineage: Eukaryota; Viridiplantae; Streptophyta; Lycopodiopsida; Selaginellales; Selaginellaceae. Bases 43 to 2340 code for a protein of 765 amino acids.
GUCUACACCGGGUUUAGGGUUUAUCGUGCCAUUCAUGAGGAAAUGCUGCUGCGAUGGAGGGCCGCGGCGAGGCUUGGAGUGCUAAAUCGCCGGAGUUUCUGCCUCAAUCCAGGAAGCAAGCCGGAAGGUCCGAAAUCAACCGCGCAUGGGGUUCCUGAUUCUCAGAAACACAAUGCGGAGGAUCAUGAAGCAAAAGAACCGUGUGGAGAUGGGGAGUCGCAGAUUGAUGGCUUUGAGAAGCUCAAAAAUUGGAAUUUGAUGUCGCGGCUCAUCGAGGCCAUCAGGGCCGGGCAGAAUGACAAGGCAAUGGAGCUCCUUCCGGAUCUAAGUAAGUAUGAGAUGAUGACUGCUACAAGCUGUAACGAGUUUCUCUAUCAGUGCUCCCUGGCUGGAAACUUUCAGCUAGCGAGGCAGAUAAUGAGAUUCAUGAAAGAGCUUGGUAUGGAAACCAACGAGCGGUGCGACACUCAUCUUCUUGGUGCUAUGAGCCGUGCUGGAAAUCUGGACGAGGCCAUGGAAAUGCUGGAAUCUGCGACUGGGGGUGAUGGUGUGGAUUACGUCUUCAUGUUUAACAGUGUGUUGAACGGUUGCGCAUCCGCUGGCAGCAGCAUUCAUGCAGAUAAGUGUCUCAAGUUGAUGACCAGUAGAAAGGUGGAGAAAAAUCAACAGACUUACAUUGAACUUCUCAGGCUUGCAGGAAAAAAGCAAGAUCUUAGUUUGACAAAGAGCUUGUGGAUCGAGCUGAAAAGUAUUUAUUCCCCUUCGUUUAACUCUUAUCGCACUUACAUCAUAUCGCUUUGCCGGGGAAGUGAUCUUGGUGAGGCACUAAUCAUUUUGCAAGAGAUGCUGGAUCAUAUUGCUGAAGAAAUGAAGCUUUCCGAAAGUAUUCCUCCGGCGGUUACUGAGGUUUUCAACGCAAUCAUCAGCACAGCAAGCAAAACGGGUCAGUAUCAACUAGCAGAGAUGAUGUUUUCGGAGAUGAAUCGGAUGGAAAUACCUGUAACGAUCGUCACUUACGACGCUGUCAUUCGAGCUGUUGUAAAAGGGAGAGGUGUAGAAUAUGGACUUAAGCUUGUUCAGAACAUGGAGUCCAGAGGAAUAGAACCUGACAGUGCAAUCUAUGGUGCUAUCGUGGAAGGCUACUGCAGAAACUCAGAGCUAGAUAAAGCUGAGAACCUGUUGGAACAAAUGCUGAAAGCCAAGCCUAGUCAACGGCCCACUGCUCAUGCGUUCAACUUCAUUUUUCAGGCGUGCUCACUGACGAAUGAACAAGAUCGUGCCCUGCGUGUACUGAGAACAAUGAAAACCGCGCGUGUACCUCCGGACAUCUGCACGUACACGGCCCUUUUUUGCAAUUUUGGUAGCGUUAGCGUCCCUUAUGCAGGGGGUGAUCAGUCGUCUCACGAGGACUUGACUAGCAGACUGGGAGCGCUUGAAGCAGAUAUGCUGGCCUCUGGCAUUCAGCAUUCACGUCAGUCUCUGACGGCUCUGAUGCGAGGAUUAGGAUCAGAAGGAAUGCUUGGUCCUGCUCUCAAGCGGCUAUUAAACGCAGAAGCUUUCUCUGCAGAGGAUGGAGCUCCAUUCUUGGACGCUUUUGCAUACAACACUGCAAUGUACUCAUGCAUUAUGUUCGACCAGUUUUCAGAAGCCAAGGAACUCUUUACCAGGAUGUCUGCAAAGAAUCUCAAGCCAAAUCUUCACUCGUACAACAUUAUGAUCUAUGGAUGCCUGCGGUCUAAAGAUGUAACUUAUGCCAACGAGGUUUUAAAGCGGCUACAAGACGACGGCCUUAGUCCGGAUUCGGUUACAUACAAUUCGCUCAUCAAGGUUCUUUGUGCUGCAAACGAGCUAGAAUCGGCACUGGAAGUUAUCCAGACAAUGGAUAGAACGGGCAUAGAGGCGGAUAUCUACUCGUUUAACACAAUCAUAGGUGCUGCGGCAGUCCGGGGUCGUAUCGACAUGAUCGAGUUCUUGAUAGACGACAUGAAAGACCGCAACAUCCCUCCAAACUCCUACACCAUUCUCAAAGUCAUGAUCACGUACAUAUACCUCAAGAGGCUGGACGACGCGAUCGAAGCCGUGCGAACGUUGAGCUCCCGAAUGCUAGAGGGCGCCAGCAGCAGCGGCAAGAGCACGAUCCAGAGCGCGGUGGAGGUGUUGAUGCAAGACAACAGCGAGCUCGUGUCGGAGAUGACCGAAUCACUGGGCAAAACCAUCGAGGAAACCGGGGAUCCGGAAGCUCAGGCCCUCUACACUUUAAAUCUAGCGAGCCUUGCCGCUGGGACAGACGAGAAGUGGGCGAGCGAGAAGAACUCCAAACAAGAGAACGAGAACGCGUAAAGUUUUAAAGUUUUAAAUUCAAAUUCAAAAGCUUCCCGCCA